UCCGCCACCAACGACCGUUGGGUGGUACAUAGUUUGAUGUUAAAAGAUGGCGGAAAACAACGUAAGUUCCGCAAUUCCAGAGAAAGAUGCAAAAUCUAGGGAAAAUUCAGUUAAAAUAAUUUGUCUUGGUGAUUCUGCUGUUGGAAAAUCAAAAUUAGUGGAGCGGUUUCUGAUGGAUGGAUAUCAACCUCAGCAGCUAUCAACCUUUGCUCUCACACUGUCUACAUACAAUACAAAGAUAAAUGGAAAGGAAGUUACUGUAGAUUUUUGGGAUACUGCGGGCCAGGAAAGAUUUAGCAAGAUGCACCCUUCAUAUUACCAUCAAGCACACUCGUGCAUACUCGUAUUUGAUGUAACUAGGAAAGUGACGUAUAAAAACCUACCAACCUGGUAUAAGGAACUUAGAGAAUAUAGACCAAGUAUACCCUGUUUAUGUGCUGCUAAUAAAAUAGAUGUCGAUUACAAAGUAACACAGAAGGCCUUCAAUUUUCCAAAGAAAUUCAAUCUACCAUUCUAUUUCGUAUCAGCAUCAGAUGGAACAAAUGUAGUUAAAAUGUUUAGAGAGGCUAUUAGGCAAGCAGUAGAUUAUAAAAAUAACUCUACAGACUUUAUGGAUGAAGUGAUGCGAGAAUUAGAGUAUUUUGAAGAUAUGAAAAUUUCUCCUGAUAGUGGUCUGGAAACGGCACCAAACUCGGAGGAUAAGGAUGAGAAGGAAAAUGAUGAGGAAGAUGAAAGCAAUGCCGGGACAAGUUCAUGACGGAAACCAUCAAAAUAUUACGACAAAACUAGAUACCUAUUAAGAAAUUUGAGUUUGAAUUCCCUAAGACUGUGACAUGUGCCUAUAUAGAGAAAUAUACAGCAGGGAGAACUCCCCUCCCCUGGUAUUUAAUCCUUGCUAGGGGAGAACCCCCUUCCCUGGUAUUUAAUCUUUGCUAGGGGAUGGGAGGCUGAAGGAGGAGGUGAGUUCAGUUCUAUAUUUGUUUGUAUUUUCACAAACAUGCAAUAUUUAUAUUGAGACAGUAAACAUUAUUCUUUAUAAAUAUAAAGUAAAAUGUUAUUGUGAAAAACCACAUGGAUUAAGCCAGGUUAUUAGUCGUUGAAGGGAUAAUGUAGAAGGAUUGAGCCUGGUUCUUAGUCGCUGAAUGGUAAUGUAAGGGAUUAAGGCAUCCUCAUCAGUGAGAGAAGAGAGAUAUUGGAUUAGCAAGGUUAGGACAGGAAUUAAGUUAGUUUAUUAUUGAUUGACUUAAAAGUCGUUCUGAUUUUGUAUUAAAUCCUUUUAAAAUCAUUGGUAUUUGAUGCUGGAAUCAGUGAAAUCAUAUUGUAUGUAUUUAUAUAUUGAAAUGAUGGUACCGAUAAUGGUUAUAAAACAAUGAUGUGACAGUAAAUUAGUUAUUGUUUAUUAAUUUAAUACCCAAUACUGACGUGUAGGUUAAUACUUAUAUUUAUUCCCGAGUUAAAAACAUGAUCUAUAUCACAGUACCAUGUGACACCACAUUCAUUUUUACAUAUCUGUGUCAUAGUAACUUUCUUGAAACCAUGGUUAUUCAGUAAUAGUUCCCAUGUGCACAGAUAUUUUUUUUAAUUGAGAUCCAAAGCUGACUAUUCAGAUACUGUACUAUUUAUUUACUCUCUUUUUAGACUCAAUGCAUUAUUAUUUAUUAUUUUCUUCUUUUGAUUGUUAUUAGUUUCUGUCCAUAUUUAUUGACUUGCUUAAUGUAUUAUGACUACAAUAAAAAUUGCUUAAAGAUGUACUGUCCCUUGCAAAAA
Anneissia japonica is the source of this 1767-nucleotide messenger RNA. Its product is annotated as rab-like protein 2A. Bases 47 to 757 code for a protein of 236 amino acids. Lineage: Eukaryota; Metazoa; Echinodermata; Crinoidea; Comatulida; Comatulidae. Gene Ontology annotation, molecular function: GTP binding; GTPase activity. Gene Ontology annotation, cellular component: Golgi apparatus; endosome. The record is from RefSeq and is a predicted model, not a curated record. The transcript has 8 exons.